Messenger RNA from Lampris incognitus (smalleye Pacific opah), 1446 nucleotides. It is a transcript of the gene abhd8b, whose product is annotated as abhydrolase domain containing 8b. Lineage: Eukaryota; Metazoa; Chordata; Actinopteri; Lampriformes; Lampridae. The transcript has 4 exons. The record is from RefSeq and is a predicted model, not a curated record. Gene Ontology annotation, molecular function: catalytic activity. The coding region runs from base 1 to 1446 and encodes 481 amino acids.
AUGCUGACCAGUUUCAUGGAUGGUCUUCUAUGCUGCCUGACUGGAAAGUCGGCAAAUGUUGUGGUUCCGAUUGAAGCCUCAGAACCCGCCGAUGGCUAUGAGUUUGUGGAGGUGAAACCGGGCCGGGUCCUGCGGGUGCGGCACAUCAUUCCCGACAGGCCUGUGGUGGAGGAACCUAGUGGGCAGGGUGGAAGAAUCAGCUGUAAACGUAGGAUCACAGUGUACCGCAACGGGCAGCUGCUGAUUGAGAACUUGGGGGAGAGAGCCAGGACAGAGCUGACAAACGGCCAGAAUGGAGAAACGGAGCCCGACAACAUGGUAGAGGUGGAGCUGUCUGACAACCACAGCUCCUCACCACCUGCCUCUAACCCUGAGGCAAAGGCUGACGCUGAGACAGCAGGUAAAGAAGGAAUCUCCGAGCCGGGGGGGCCAGGUGGUCCGGGGCAACUUGAGCAGUCGCAGCCACCCAGGAGACACAGGCGGAAGCCCAAACGCACGGUGGUGAUCGACUGCGAGAGGAAGAUAACAUCGUGUAAAGGGACACACUCAGACGUGGCGUUGUUCUUCAUCCAUGGGGUGGGAGGCUCGCUAGAUAUCUGGGGCAGCCAACUGGACUUCUUUUCACGGUUGGGCUAUGAGGUGAUCUCCCCAGACCUGGCCGGUCAUGGAGCCAGUUCUGCGCCCCAGAUAGCUGCAGCGUACACCUUCUAUGCCUUGGCUGAGGACAUACGGCUAAUCUUCAAGCGAUAUGCACGCAAGAGAAAUAUUCUUGUCGGACACUCUUAUGGUGUGUCAUUCUGUACCUUCCUGGCUCAUGAGUAUCCAGACCAGAUCCAUAAGAUGGUGAUGAUAAAUGGAGGAGGUCCCACAGCUCUGGAGCCAAGCCUCUGCUCCAUCUUCAACCUUCCCACCUGUGUGCUGCACUGCCUUUCUCCUUUACUGGCCUGGAGCUUUCUCAAAGCUGGAUUUGCUCAGCAGGGUGCAAAGGAGAAGCAGCUGCUGAAGGAGAACAACGCCUUCAAUGUGUCGUCGUUCGUGCUGCGUGCCAUGAUGAGUGGGCAGUAUUGGCCGGAGGGCGAUGAGGUGUACCAUGCUGAACUCACAGUUCCCAUCCUGUUGGUACAUGGCAUGCACGACAAGUUUGUCCCCAUUGAAGAGGACCAGCGCAUGGCUGAGAUCCUUUUGAUGGCCUUCCUGAAGAUCCUUAAUGAUGGCAGCCACAUGGUGAUGAUGGAGUGUCCUGAGGCAGUCAACACACUCCUCCACGAGUUCUUCCUCUGGGAGCCUGACACCCCACCAAAGAAAGAGCCUAAAGCCCGUCCAGAGACUGCCAAAGCUCGACCUGACAACGCUGAGGCCACACUCAACAAUCCCAAGAUCCGACCUUCAACUGCCUCAUCAAAUGGCGGCACACAGGGGACAACAGACAACAAAGCCAAAAAAUAA